Messenger RNA from Asparagus officinalis (garden asparagus), 808 nucleotides. RefSeq lists its product as uncharacterized. The record is from RefSeq and is a predicted model, not a curated record. NCBI's taxonomy places the organism in Eukaryota, Viridiplantae, Streptophyta, Magnoliopsida, Asparagales, Asparagaceae. The transcript has 2 exons. Bases 217 to 597 code for a protein of 126 amino acids.
UACCAAAAAGUUUGGGGGGAAAACUCUCGGUUAGGGCAAAAGCGCCAGAUCGCUCCUCCCAAUUUUCCCGGUCCCUCCUCAAAAACCCGCCGAUCCUUAAAAGGAAUUCCUCAGACCUUCUCUCUCUCCUUCACCACCGUCGUCGUCGGCGAGGUGGGGCCCGAUCGAGUUCUUUUGGCGGGAAGAGCAGAAGACGCGAGAAAAGACGCUUCAGAAAUGGUGGACGUUUGGUGGUCUUUAGUGGGCGCAGCUAUCCCAGCAGUGAUCGCAGGGCAGGCGAUCAGGAUGAAGAGGAGAAACACGGAGGAGCAACGGCUCAAGAACGCUCGUGGUCGCGAGAAGAGCUCCGACGAUGUCUUUGUAUGCGAGAGGGUUUGCACUUCGAAGCGGAUGCUGAACAAAGUCGGGGCCUUUUCUAAGGACCCGACGCCUGACACUUGUGUUACUGUCUGUGGUGUUUCUGAGCUCGAUGCUUGCACUGACGCUUGUGCUCGUACUGUUUGUGUUAACCAGCACCAGGUUCCCAAUUGGAAUGAUAUUUGCCUUCGUCGGUGCCAGAGUGAGUGCCUCAAGUUGUCUUCUUCUUAUACUCAGUAGGAUAUUUUGAGGAGGGUGUUUGGUUGGGGUAUUUCGUCGUGGUACUUGUUUUUUGGAUUAUGGGUUAUCUAACGACACCAUUUUGGUGCUUAAUUGUGCCAUUUUGUUGUGAUACUUUAUCUCUGGAAUUUGGGUUAUCUUACAACACUGUGUGGUUCUAACUCCUGUGGCUGAAACACUCUUUAAUUUGAAGGCAGCUUUCGUUGUGGCA